AAGUGAACAGAUUUUUUUUUCUCUGCGGAAGAAAUGAAAUGCUCUGACCAAUUCUUAAUAACACUUGUUUGGAGCAUUUUCCUGUUUUCCACAGUGAGGGAAAAAGAAAAAGAAUCUAUGAUCUAUGAACUCUCCUCAAAUGUUGGAGUAAGAGUAGCAUUUUGCUCAUAUAAAUCCACUUCCAAACCCAAGAAAGGGCUGCAAAUCCAAUUCUCUUCUGUUUUCAGUAGCUUAAGAAAACCCAUUCCAUCUCUUUCCCUAACAAAAGUAAUGAAGACUCUUCUUUUACUCUUUAACCAUCAUCUUCCGUGCAGUUCAUGCUGCAAUUCCAAGCAUUCUUGGCACCAAUUUGAUAGAUAGAACCUGCAGGCAAACACCGUGUUACGAACUCUGCGUGUCAUCUUUUUUAGCACACACUCAGGGCAAGGAUGUUGAUGUUAAAGAUCUAGCCAGGAUCAUGGUUUUCACCAUUGAAGCAAAGGCAACACAUACCCUUCAUCGUAUUAAUGAACUACUUGAACAUAGUAAAGGCCUCAGCCAUAAGAAGCGAGAAGGAUUAAAAGCUUGUGCUGAGCGUUAUAAUAGCAUCCUCAAAGCAGAUGUUCCUCAGGCCUUGCAAGGUCUGAAAAAAGGUAACUAUAAGUUUGCAGAAGAAGGCAGUUUUGAUGCUGCUACUGAAGCCAUGUCCUGUGAGGACGAAUUCUCUUCAUGCAAAUCAGCGUCGCCGAUUUCUGAAAUGAACAGCUUGGUGCAUGAUGUCUCCAUUGUGGCUGCUUCCAUUGUUCAGAUUAUGCUAAGCAAUUGAGAGACAUGUUUAGUUUUCAAACUGUCCUGCAGUAAUUUCCUAAAUAAUUUUUGAGGAGCUGUUUGUUUAUGAGAAUAUAUUGAAUCAUUUUUGCAUAAAACAAAGUUUCAACUUUUACUCUUCCUUAGAUUCUUCUCCUCCUCCUCUUAAGAAGAUUAUUCAGUCUCUUCAUAAUCUGCAUAUGUUUACCAUGAAUUAUACUAUAAGCGAUCAUCUCUGGCUUUCUUUCUACUGGUUAAUUUGCUUGCCUUCAGACGUGGCAC
This is a messenger RNA of Ricinus communis (castor bean), 1068 nucleotides long. RefSeq names its product cell wall / vacuolar inhibitor of fructosidase 1. Bases 458 to 805 code for a protein of 115 amino acids. The record is from RefSeq and is a predicted model, not a curated record. Gene Ontology annotation, molecular function: enzyme inhibitor activity. Lineage: Eukaryota; Viridiplantae; Streptophyta; Magnoliopsida; Malpighiales; Euphorbiaceae. The transcript has a single exon.